UUGUUUUACCUGGUACGGCCGUUUUUCAUCCACCUUGUCCCUGCGAAGGGUAUUGUCGAGGACUGGGGUUGGUGCGCCAAACCCCUUUGAAGCCUCCACUUACUAUUCCUUUUCUUCCUUUCCUUUGCUCUCUCUCUCUCUAAAGCUUCUUCUUGGAUCCUAAUCUUUAAUCUCCAAAUCCCCCAAUCUUAAUCUCUCUAACCCAUGUAAAUACUUCCGCUUGAAUUUUUCUCCAAUCACUAUCUGGUCUUCUUCUUCCUCCAGAUUUAAACUACUAAUCCGUUUUCGUGGUACAAGUUUUUUUUUUUAAUAUAUGGUUGAUGCUUGAUAUGUGCUUUUGCUUCGUUUCCUAGAUUGCAUUGAAGCAGUUUUUUGCACUUUCGAAUCCAAAUCCUUAUCUGGGUCUUAUUCAGAACCCCGACUUUUUUUUCCCCUUCCGAGUAAUCCACGACUGUGUGUUUGCAGGGACCAAUGGGGAAAAAAGUUAAGAAAAGGAGCCGUUCAUUGCAGAAGGAGAAGCGGGUUACAGCCCCUUCUCCUAAAAUUGAACCUCAGCAAAUCAAUCCUAGUGUUGAUGCCAUUGAUGAUGGAGUUACAGUACCAAAAGAGAGAAAACCAUGUGCCCACCUCAACAAGGGUUUUAAUCUAAACAGUUUGUCUGAGAAACUUGGGUCUUCAGAUCCUUUAAUGUGUGAGGAUUGUAACGAAGGUGUGGCUGAUAAGAGAGGGGUAAAGGGGAAAGGCAAACAUGGCAAGAAGAAAGCGUCAGUCGAUUCAAAAUCUGAGCCCAAAUCCAUUUGGGUGUGUUUAGAAUGUGGGCAUUAUGCCUGUGGAGGGGUUGGUUUACCAACAAUCCCUCAUAGCCAUGCAGUUCGGCAUGCUAGACAAACCCGUCAUCCAUUGGUGAUCCAAUGGGAAAACCCUCAUCUCCGUUGGUGCUUCCAAUGUAGUACGCUAAUUCCAGUUGAGACAACAGAAGAAAAUGGUGAAAAGAAAGAUUCAUUAUUUGAUGCUGUCAAAUUAAUCAAGACACGAUCAUUGGGGAAGUCAUCAGUGGAUGUUGAAAAUGUUUGGUUUGGAGGUGGCAGUGUUGCAAGUGAAAUCAAAAAAGAAGGCACUCUAUCAAGCAGCUUAGAGAGAAGAGGCCAUUACAUGGUAAGAGGCUUGGUUAAUCUUGGGAACACUUGCUUCUUUAAUUCUGUAAUGCAGAAUCUAUUAGGUAUGAACAAGUUGCGAGAUUUCUUUUUGGAUCAAGAUGCAUCUUUUGGGCCACUCACUAUUGCUUUGAAAAAGCUCUAUGAUGAAACGAAACCUGAGACUGGUUUAAAGAAUGUUAUCAACCCAAGAUCCUUUUUUGGGUGUAUCUGUUCGAAAGCUCCUCAGUUUAGGGGAUUCCAGCAGCAAGACAGUCAUGAAUUGUUGCGUUGUUUACUUGAUGGGCUGUCAUCUGAAGAGUUGGCUGUGAGAAAACAAAUAAAUACUUUAAAGGAUGAUGAAAUUUCCUUGAAACAUGGCCCUACAUUUAUGGAUUCUCUAUUCGGGGGCCAAAUUGCAAGUACUGUUUCUUGUAUUGAAUGCAACCACUCCUCAACUGUGUAUGAGCCAUUUUUAGAUCUCUCCCUCCCAGUUCCCACCAAGAAGCCUCCAACUAAGAAGGUCCAACCAGUCUCUAGACCAAAGAAAACAAAGCUGCCACCAAAGAGAGGGGGAAGGAUGCGAGGAAAAGCUGACAAAGACACAGAUUCUGUGUCAGCACAAAGUAUUUCAGACCCCUCAACUAGCAAUGAGUAUUCUGACCGAACACAUGCGACUGUACCUCAUGGAGAAAACGUGGUGGCUUCUUCAGGUGAUGCUGCAGGAUCAGAUUCUGUUUGCUUACCUACUGUGUCUGAUAAAAGUGGUUUACCAUCAGAGAGUUUCUCAGCUGCUCCAAAUAUUGAAAAUGAGCAAGCUGUUGAGGCUACACUGGAGCAAACUGCAGCUUCAUACGAGGACUUCACCUGGAUGGAUUAUCUUGAACCAGAAACUAUAUCAGAUGAGCAUGAUUUCACUUCACAAAGUAAUGAUGUCUCAACUAGUCACUAUUCUGGAAAUAUGAUUCCAAAUGAUGACUUAAUGGAAAAGAGUCAAGUAUGUUCUGUUGAUAGGGAGCCAGAUUUAAAACCAGAUUCUUCUUCUGUGAAUUGUUGGGAAGCGGAGGUCCCAUUAGUGGUUAGAAGCUCAGAAGUUCUGCUGCUUCCAUACAAGGAGGAGAGUUUUACUGAUGGGGAGAUAAUUAAAGUAGAAGCUGAGGCUUCCUCCAGUGUUGUGGGCUGUGGACAAGAUGAAGCAGACUUUGAUGGAUUUGGCGAUCUAUUCAACGAGCCUGAGGUCUCUCCAGGAUCUGUUGCGGGACCUUCCUUAGACAAUGAAACUGCAGGAACUGGUUUUACAGCAGGAAACAGCAGUGAGUCUGAUCCAGACGAAGUUGGUAAUAGUGAUUCUCCAGCGUCUGUUGAGAGUUUUUUGGCUCAUUUUAUAAAGCCGGAGCUUCUUUCUAAUGACAAUGCUUGGGAAUGCGAGAGCUGUUCAAAAACCCUACAAAGGUUGGAAGCCAAGAAGAUGCAAUGUAAAACUGUAUUACAAACUAUGAUAAAUGGAGGUCAUACUCAAUCCCAAAGCCACCCACCAAAUUUAGACAAAGAUGUCUUAUGUUCUACAGAAGUCAGAGAUCUUCAAAAUGGAGAUAUUAGUACCAAUAGUUUUCUUAACUCCACAGGUGAAGGCUUCGAUUUGGAUAAUGGAAAAUUUGAUUUCUCUAAUCAAAAUUGCAUAGAAACUGAAAUAAUUCAAAUGAACAAGCUAAAACCAAUUGUUUCUCAAAGUGAAGAACGGAAGGGUGAGAUGACUGCUGCUCUUGUCGCGCAAUCCUAUUCUUCUGCUCACUAUGAAUCAUGUAGUCAAAGGAGUUUCAGUUGUCAAAUUUUUUAUUCUUCUAGAGUUGAUGAGCCAAGUAGCACUGGGUAUGCAACUGUUAAAGAUCAGCUGGAUUAUUCCCAGUUCUCUGGAAAUGGUGCAGCUGAGGAAGAUGAAGAUGAGGAGAAAACGUCCAGAAAAGUGAAAGUGAAGAGGGACGCAACUAAGAGAGUCCUCAUUGAUAAAGCCCCACCGAUUUUGACCAUUCAUCUAAAGAGGUUCAUCCAAGAUGUCCGUGGUCAUUUAAGUAAAUUGAAUGGCCAUGUCAAUUUUGGAGAUGUACUUGAUCUUAGGCCUUUUAUGGAUCCCAGAUGUGCGGAGAGAGAAAGAUAUGUAUAUCGUCUGCUUGGGGUAGUGGAGCAUUCAGGAACAAUGAGAGGAGGUCACUAUGUGGCUUAUGUGAGAGGAGGUGAGAGAAGCAAAGGCAAGGCAGAGAAUGAAAAUGGAGGGUUUGUGUGGUAUUAUGCCAGUGAUGUCUAUAUACGUGAGGUUUCCUUGGAAGAAGUUCUUCGUUGCGAGGCCUACAUUUUAUUCUAUGAGAAAAUCUGAUUUUCUGAUAUUAAUUUAUUUUCCCGAUACAUUUGAUUCUUCUUUGAGAUAGUGUGGGGUCAACUAGCAACCCCCCGAGAGAGAGGGAGAGUGAGAGAGAGAGAGGGUGUUAAAUUGAGAAGAGGUGAAUAUACAACUACAACCAUCAUAUAAUUUCAUACCCAUUUUUUGACAUGUAAUGAGCUCAAAUACGUACAUUGUGAAAUGACAUUAGAAAAUUCAUUGAA
Messenger RNA from Hevea brasiliensis (rubber tree), 3731 nucleotides. RefSeq names its product ubiquitin carboxyl-terminal hydrolase 2. NCBI's taxonomy places the organism in Eukaryota, Viridiplantae, Streptophyta, Magnoliopsida, Malpighiales, Euphorbiaceae. The record is from RefSeq and is a predicted model, not a curated record. Gene Ontology annotation, cellular component: nucleus; cytosol. Gene Ontology annotation, molecular function: cysteine-type endopeptidase activity; zinc ion binding; cysteine-type deubiquitinase activity. Gene Ontology annotation, biological process: protein deubiquitination. Bases 472 to 3504 code for a protein of 1010 amino acids. The transcript is spliced from 3 exons.